This is a messenger RNA of Delphinapterus leucas (beluga whale), 2038 nucleotides long. It is a transcript of the gene WWTR1, whose product is annotated as WW domain containing transcription regulator 1. Lineage: Eukaryota; Metazoa; Chordata; Mammalia; Artiodactyla; Monodontidae. Gene Ontology annotation, biological process: hippo signaling; positive regulation of transcription by RNA polymerase II. Gene Ontology annotation, molecular function: transcription coactivator activity; protein binding. Gene Ontology annotation, cellular component: nucleus; cytoplasm. The record is from RefSeq and is a predicted model, not a curated record.
GCUCCAAACUUUGUUUAUGGGACAGUCCGGGAGCCGCGGCGGCCGCGCUGUCUGCUUCUCCUCAGCCUCCUCGCGGAGCGCGAGCGCCUGAGGCCAGUUCGGGGGAUGUGAGAGCAGAAGGCCCUCGGCUGCCAGGCACCGAGCCUGGUCAGGAUUUGCCAGCCGGGCCCCGGCUCCAGCCCUGCAAGCUCGGGACGCACCCUAGCGACCCAGGCCCGACAGCGAGUUCGGGCGGGACGGCGGCCGCCGCACGCCCAGACUCGGCUUCGCUGCGCGCCCAGAAGAUGAAUCCGGCCUCGGCGCCCCCUCCGCUCCCGCCACCCGGGCAGCAAGUGAUCCACGUCACUCAAGAUCUAGACACGGACCUCGAAGCCCUCUUCAACUCGGUGAUGAACCCCAAGCCCAGCUCGUGGCGGAAGAAGAUCUUGCCCGAGUCGUUCUUCAAGGAGCCUGACUCCGGCUCGCACUCGCGCCAGUCGAGCACCGACUCGUCCGGUGGUCACCCUGGGCCCCGACUGGCCGGCGGCGCCCAGCACGUCCGCUCGCACUCGUCGCCCGCGUCUCUGCAGCUGGGCACCGGCGCGGGCGCUGCGGGCAGCCCGGCGCAGCAGCACGCGCACCUCCGACAGCAGUCCUACGACGUGACCGACGAGCUGCCGCUGCCCCCAGGCUGGGAGAUGACCUUCACGGCCACUGGCCAGAGGUACUUCCUCAAUCACAUAGAAAAAAUCACCACAUGGCAAGACCCUAGGAAGGCGAUGAAUCAGCCCCUGAAUCAUAUGAACCUCCACCCAGGUGCCACUUCCACACCAGCGCCCCAGAGGUCCAUGGCCGUGUCUCAGCCGAAUCUCGUGAUGAAUCACCAGCACCAGCAGCAGAUGGCACCCAGUUCCCUGAGCCAGCAGAGUCACCCUCCUCAGAACCCACCAGCAGGGCUCAUGAGUAUGCCCAACGCGCUGACCACGCAGCAGCAGCAGCAGCAGAAACUUCGGCUUCAGAGGAUCCAGAUGGAGAGAGAGAGAAUUAGGAUGCGUCAAGAGGAGCUCAUGAGGCAGGAAGCCGCCCUCUGUAGACAGCUCCCCAUGGAAGCCGAGACUCUAGCCACGGUUCAGGCUGCUGUCAACCCACCCGCCAUGACUCCAGACAUGAGAUCCAUCACUAAUAAUAGCUCGGAUCCUUUCCUCAAUGGGGGGCCAUAUCAUUCGAGGGAGCAGAGCACCGACAGCGGCCUGGGGCUAGGGUGCUACAGUGUCCCGACGACUCCGGAGGACUUCCUCAGCAACGUGGAUGAGAUGGAUACAGGAGAAAAUGCAGGCCAGGCACCCAUGAACGUCAACCCUCAGCAGACCCGGUUCCCUGAUUUUCUUGACUGUCUUCCGGGAACAAAUGUUGAUCUAGGAACUUUGGAAUCUGAAGAUCUGAUCCCCCUCUUCAAUGAUGUAGAAUCUGCUCUGAACAAAAGCGAGCCUUUUCUAACCUGGCUGUAAUCAGUACCACUGUAGCUUGGAUGCAGCCGUGACCUGACAUUUCCUGGGCCUCUUGGAAAAAGCGAUGGAGCAGAGCAAGUCUGCAGGUGUGCCGCUUACUGCCUCCGUGACGCAUGCUCCCUCCUUUCCUUGUGGCCAGUUUAAUCAUUGCCUGAAGUUGAUUGACAGUAACGUAAGUUAAACAUAAAUAAACAUUCUAUUUUCAUUUUCUGCAAGCCUGCCUUCCUGUGAUGGGUUAUGCAGAAUUGUUUCAGCAGAAUUGAUUAUGCAGAAUUGCUUCUCUGCUGCCCCAUGACUAAGCUUUAUGGGUGUUAGCUGAAAUUUAUACAUCAAUUGAUUAUAAACCAUGAAAAGCUGACCACAGGCAGUGACUUCUGACAGGCGGCUCGGUCCAGGAAAUGUACACAAAAUUCAACCUGAUUUACAGUUUCAAAAACUGUAUUGAUGACAUUAGUACCAAAUGCUUUAAAAAAUAUUUAACUUGAGCUUUAAAAAUCAUUGUACAGAUAGUAAAAUUCUGCUGUUUGGAAUACAAUGUAGUCUGGGAUCCA